This is a messenger RNA of Pestalotiopsis fici W106-1, 510 nucleotides long. RefSeq names its product Protein yop-1. The record is from RefSeq and is a predicted model, not a curated record. The transcript is spliced from 4 exons. The coding region runs from base 1 to 510 and encodes 169 amino acids. Lineage: Eukaryota; Fungi; Ascomycota; Sordariomycetes; Amphisphaeriales; Sporocadaceae.
AUGUCUGCCCAGGAUCGUGUUCAGCAAUACGUCACUCAGCUCGACAAGGAGCUUUCCAAGUACCCUGCUCUCAAUAACCUUGAGAAGCAGACCUCCGUCCCCAAGGUUUACGCCGUCAUUGGUCUCGUCACCUUGUACUUCUUUUUCAUCGUCUUCAACCUGGGAGGCCAGCUCCUGACCAACGUUGCGGGCUUCGUCAUCCCUGGCUACUACUCUCUCCAAGCUCUGUUCACCGCUAGCAAGGUUGACGACACCCAAUGGCUCACUUACUGGGUCGUUUUUGCCUUCUUCACCGUUAUUGAGUCUCUGGUGAACGUUGUCUACUGGUUCCCCUUUUACUUUACCUUCAAGUUUGUCUUCCUUCUGUGGCUGAGCCUGCCCGCCUUCAGUGGUGCUCAGCUCGUCUUCCGAUCUUUCAUCCAGCCCGCCUUUGGCCGCUACUUCUCGCAGUCCGGCUCCACUGCCGCCAACCUGCGCGCCAAGGCCGACUCGAUCGGUAAGAGCGAGUAA